Molecule: messenger RNA, 1832 nt
Organism: Colletotrichum destructivum
Lineage: Eukaryota; Fungi; Ascomycota; Sordariomycetes; Glomerellales; Glomerellaceae
Product: Putative AH/BAR domain superfamily, eisosome component PIL1/LSP1
Exons: 4
Coding region: 689-1633 (314 amino acids)
Biological process (GO): endocytosis; eisosome assembly
Cellular component (GO): eisosome filament; plasma membrane
Molecular function (GO): lipid binding
Source: RefSeq, a predicted model, not a curated record
AAAACGUUCUUUGGGGAAAGGUUGGGGUUAGCUCGGGGAGCCACACAUCCUGGUCUCCUCGGCAUGCUUCGUUACUGUCGAUUUGCUCUCUGGGUUGUACGCAUCUUGCUGGCUCCCUCACAAGCGGAUGGCCCUCGCACAUCAUAAUACCGGCCGACUGGUUGCUCUUCCCAACCCGAAGAAGCCUAGAGCUAGAGCUACCCUUCCAUCUUGCGUCUAGUUCCCCCCUUGUGAUGUGUGGACUGCCGCCUGCCCGCAGCUCAAUUAUGACAUGACUGUUUCACUUGAGCUUUUCCUCCAUCCCGACUGAGCCGCUGUCGUUUCCGCCUUUUGCCCUCCAGACCACAGAACAGACCUUCUUAAAGCCGGCUAUUGACCCUUGUUCCACCGCGGCUGUUGCAUCUUGCACUGCAACUUCCAAUCGCCAGACGAACGGCAUCCCAUCCUGCCCCUCACUUGCUGCGAAUCAAACCCGCAGUUGUGAAUCACGCAGAUACCUUCCUCGUCCGAGACCCAGCUUCGUAGACGCGCGCAUCACGCCCCUACAGCGACAAGGUUCCCUCCUUCUCGCAUUCACCGCGCACCGCAGCUCUUGCUUUAAAUAUUCCGCCGGCAACUUUCAGAAGGCACAAUCGAAGAACAGAGUGCCCCGCCAUUGAUCCGCAAUAAUAGUCAAUCGUCAUCAUAAAUGCGAUGGAACCGUUCGCUCUCCAUCAGAUCGAACCACCGCCGUAACGGCUCGCAAAACGCCUCUACAAAGCGCACCGGGUUUUCCUUCAAUUCUCUCCGCGGCAACGUCCAGCCCGAGCUCUCGCGCAAGCUCUACCGCAUCAUCAAGAGCGAGAACAACCUCAUCACCGCUCACGAGACGGCCGGUCGCGAGCGCAUCUCCAUCGCCACCCAGUUGUCCGAGUGGGGCGAGCAGACCAACGACGCCGCCGUCUCUGACGUUUCGGACAAGGUCGGUGUAAUCCUGAGCGAGCUCGGCGAGCAGGAGGAUCAGUAUGCACACUCCCUUGACGAUGCUCGCGGUGUGCUGAAACACAUCCGCAAUACGGAGAAGAGCGUGCAGCCCAGCCGCGACGGCAAGGACAAGAUUGCCGACGAAAUUGCCAGGUUGAAGAUGAAGGAACCUCAGAGCGCCAGGCUUGUUGUGCUCGAGCAGGAGCUUGUUCGGGCUGAGGCGGAGAACCUGGUGGCCGAAGCUCAACUGACGAAUAUCACUCGACAGAAGCUCAAGGAGGCUUACGAGGCCGAGUUUGCUGCUACCAUCGAGCGGGCCGAAAAGCAGAUUAUCCUCGCCAAGCAUGGCCGACGACUCCUGCAACUCCUUGAUGACUCUCCCGUCGUCCCAGGCGAUAUGCGUCCGGCUUAUCACCAUGCCCAACAGGCCCGGCAGAUUCUCAACGACGCAGAGGACGACCUGCGCGACUGGCGCCCAGAACAGGAUGAAUACAUCGUUGACACAUCCGACUCUGUUUCUAACACUAAGGGAAAGCAGAAUUUGGUACGCGACGACGACGCUGACAUCAUUGCGGGUUCAGUGCCUGGGAACAGAACGGUUCAGGAGAAUGAUGAUGUUAGCGUUGUAAGCAACGGAACGAGACAGAGCGAGGCGGUGGCGACUUAUUAGACUGAAAAAGGAGGUGUUUAUGCACAUGCUGUUCAGUUGGUCUCGGGGAUAUCGAAAGUGAUGGUUGGACUUGAAGACACCCUUCUCAUGCUUAUGUGUAAUAUCAUUCCUAAGGCCUCGUUUUUUAUGAAUUUCAUGACAAUACCACAGCUUAGCAAUUCGUUUUACUUAACCCACUCAUUAAAGACCAAUUCAAACC